AAAAUAUCUCAUAGGCAAGUGGUAAAAAUAUUUACAUUUGUGAGAGAGGAAUAAAGGUUAACACAAAACCGAGAGGAGGGAAACACGAUUGAAGAAGAAAAUCAAGUUUCUUUGCCUCCCAUUCAUCUUAAACCCUAAUUCUCUUUUGCAACUAUGAGUUACCCUAAUUACGACUCCAGAUACGGUGACUCAGGCUCCUACCGACAGCGUCGCAGUGACCUAAUGGGUCCACAACCUUCCAUGUAUCCACGGCCUGUACCUGGUGGUGGUGCUGCUAGCUACGGUCGUGGUGGGCCCCCUGCUUAUGGUGGUGGCCCACCGCCUAUGGGUGGAUCCGGCCGCGGUGGCGGCGGUUAUCCACCUUUUGAAGGUGGGUAUUCGAGAGGGUCGGAUAUGGGCCGGGCGGGGGGCGGGGGCUAUGGAGGUGACAGAGUGGCUAAUGGUGGGCCCGGGCGAUAUGGUGGUGGGUCGAGCCAUAGUGGAAGUAGGAGUGGUGGUGGCAGAGGUGGGGGUAGGGGCUAUGAUGGAGGGUAUAGCGGUGGGCGUGGAGGUGGAAGGUUUAGUUCGGAUAGCGGUGGGAGAGGAGGAGGUAGACAUGGGAGAUCACGAGAUGAUCUAGACAACCUUACCCUUCCGAAGCAAGACUUUGGAAAUUUGGUACCCUUUGAGAAGAAUUUUUAUAUUGAACAUCACUCUGUGAGGGCAAUGACGGAACAGGAGGUCGUUCAUUAUCGUGCACGGCGUGAUAUUACCAUUGAAGGCAAUGAUGUCCCUAGGCCAAUUCAGAUGUUCCACGAGGCGAACUUUCCUGAUUAUUGCCUCGAGGUUAUUUCAAGACUAGGAUUUGUUGAGCCAACACCUAUCCAAUCACAAGGAUGGCCAAUGGCUUUAAAGGGCAGAGACUUAAUAGGAAUUGCUGAAACUGGUUCUGGGAAGACUUUGGCAUAUUUAUUGCCGGCUUUGGUUCAUGUCAGCGCACAACCCCGGUUGGCACAUGGUGAUGGUCCAAUCGUGCUAGUGUUAGCACCUACAAGAGAAUUAGCUGUUCAGAUUCAAGAAGAAGCUGGCAAAUUUGGAUCGUGUGCCAACAUAAGAAGUACUUGCAUAUAUGGUGGUGCCCCAAAAGGACCUCAAAUCCGUGAUCUUAAAAGAGGAGUUGAAAUUGUAAUAGCAACCCCUGGUCGGUUAAUAGAUAUGCUGGAAGCUCAACAUACAAACUUGAAAAGAGUGACUUAUCUCGUUUUGGACGAGGCUGAUCGAAUGCUGGAUAUGGGGUUUGAGCCUCAAAUAAGGAAAUUAAUUUCCCAGAUUAGACCAGAUAGACAAACCUUGUAUUGGAGUGCCACUUGGCCUAAGGAAGUUGAAUCCUUGGCUAGACAGUUUCUACGUAAUCCCUAUAAGGUCAUCAUUGGAUCUCCAGAGUUGAAAGCAAAUCAAUCUAUAAGGCAAGUCAUUGAAAUAGUCACAGAUUUAGAAAAGUAUAGCAGGUUGAUUGGGCUUUUGAAAGAAGUGAUGGAUGGAAGCAGAAUCCUAAUAUUUGUAGAAACAAAGAAAGGAUGUGAUCAAGUCACGAGACAGUUGAGAAUGGAUGGAUGGCCAGCAUUAUCCAUCCAUGGUGAUAAAAGCCAGGAUGAGAGGGAUUGGGUCCUGGCUGAUUUCAAAAGUGGCAGAAGUCCCAUAAUGAUUGCCACUGAUGUUGCUGCACGUGGUCUUGAUGUUAAGGACAUAAAGUGUGUUAUCAACUAUGAUUUCCCUUCAAGCCUCGAGGAUUAUAUUCAUAGGAUUGGGAGAACUGGACGUGCAGGUGCAACUGGAACUGCCUUUACAUUUUUCACCCAUGCAAAUGCCAAAUUUACCAGAGAACUUAUUAAGAUCCUGCAGCAGGCAGGACAAAUUGUUCCUCCUCAACUUUCUGCUCUAGCAAGGUCCGCUGGUCCUAGCUCUGGAGGGAGCAAUUUCAGGUCUAGAGGACGAGGUGGCUUUGGGAACCGGGGACAGAAAUCUGGAUCUAACGUAAUUCCUCUCGGUAGAAGGCCUUGGUAGUUACUGUGCCUAUUCCAGAAGAGGGGAUGCUAUAUACAUACAGGAUAUGUAUACUAGACAUAAUUUUGGGGUUUCUGUGUUCUGUUCCGCUUCCAGUGAAAAAAUGUUUAUUUUUCUUGCUAGCGGAUUGAAUUUAGUAUUGGUCGAAUUGGUUCGUUAUGUUAGCAUGUAUUAGGAGUUUGGAUAUGCAGAUGGAGUGUAGCAUAGUUUGUGCAGGAAGAGUAAUGUUAUGCUGUCUGGUGCUACAUUUAUACCCUUUAAAUUCAUUGAGCAAGAAGUGACGGGUUAAGUAGCUUUUAAA
Messenger RNA from Lycium barbarum (goji berry), 2344 nucleotides. Its product is annotated as DEAD-box ATP-dependent RNA helicase 20. Bases 154 to 2043 code for a protein of 629 amino acids. NCBI's taxonomy places the organism in Eukaryota, Viridiplantae, Streptophyta, Magnoliopsida, Solanales, Solanaceae. The transcript has 10 exons. The record is from RefSeq and is a predicted model, not a curated record. Gene Ontology annotation, molecular function: RNA binding; RNA helicase activity; ATP binding.